UGAACACAACAUUGUUUGAGAGCUGGGAGAUGAUUGGUCCAUACCCUUCCUGGUGGCUCUUCAACUCCCUGCUGCUGGUGCUGCAGGUGCUACACGUCAUCUGGUCCUACCUCAUAGCCGGGAUCGCCUACAAGGCCUUGGUCCGAGGAAAGGUUUCUAAGGAUGACCGCAGUGAUGUUGAGAGCAGCUCAGAGGAGGAGGUGGACACCAACGGAGCCAAUAACAAAAGGGUUAAAAUGGCGUCCUCUCCUAAGGUAGAGAACGCCACCAACGGCCACGCCGUCGCCACUAUAACCUGGCCACAGCAGAUACGUAGCAGCAGCAGCAGUUGGUGACACAAGAAAGGAGGAGUCCGCUGUCUGAUUCACAGUAUAGGGCUGACCACUGAGUCCAAUAUGUCUGGCCUGGUUACACUGGGCAGCCACUAGUUGUCGAAACUGUGCUGGAAAGGACCAUGUCAAAGAGAAUCAGGCAUAUCUGAGCCAACACAGUACUGUUCGGGUCGGCCCUAUAGUGAGAAUGUCUGUGAGACCUUUCCACUACUAGUUCAUCCUGUCCUAUUCUACAUCUUGAAGUGCUUUUCAUCUCAUCCAGUUCCCUGGACGUUUGAAGUCCGUUUCUUCAUUCAACUCUUAAUUAUACUGCACUGACAUUGAUCGGUGACUAUGACAACAGACGAUGGAUGUAUAGACAGACACCACCGUGACCCAUAGAAUCAAAACUGAUUACAUUUAACUUAUUAAAAACACUAUUUUAAUUCCCUUGUGUCAAGUGAAUGGGCCUGUAGCUAUUUUCAUUCCAUUGUGUCUAUAGAAUGGGGCCUGACUCUAUUUUCAUUCCAUUGUGUCCAUAGAAUGGGGUCUGACUGUAUUUUAAUUCCAUUGUGUCUAUAGAAUGGGGCCUGACUCUAUUUUCAUUCCAUUGUGUCCAUAGAAAGGGGUCUGACUCUAUUUUCAUUCCAUUGUGUCUAUAGAAUGGGGCCUGACUCUAUUUUCAUUCCAUUGUGUCUAUAGAAUGGGGUCUGACUGUAUUUUAAUUCCAUUGUGUCUAUAGAAUGGGGUCUGACUCUAUUUUCAUUCCAUUGUGUCUAUAGAAUGGGGUCUGACUCUAUUUUCAUUCCAUUGUGUCUAUAGAAUGGGGCCUGACUCUAUUUUCAUUCCAUUGUGUCCAUAGAAAGGGGUCUGACUCUAUUUUCAUUCCAUUGUGUCUAUAGAAUGGGGCCUGACUCUAUUUUCAUUCCAUUGUGUCUAUAGAAUGGGGUCUGACUGUAUUUUAAUUCCAUUGUGUCUAUAGAAUGGGGCCUGACUCUAUUUUCAUUCCAUUGUGUCUAUAGAAUGGGGCCUGACUCUAUUUUCAUUCCAUUGUGUCUAUAGAAUGGGGUCUGACUGUAUUUUAAUUCCAUUGUGUCCAUAGAAUGGGGUCUGACUCUAUUUUCAUUCCAUUGUGUCUAUAGAAUGGGGUCUGACUGUAUUUUAAUUCCAUUGUGUCCAUAGAAAGGGGUCUGACUCUAUUUUCAUUCCAUUGUGUCUAUAGAAUGGGGCCUGACUCUAUUUUCAUUCCAUUGUGUCUAUAGAAUGGGGUCUGACUCUAUUUUCAUUCCAUUGUGUCUAUAGAAUGGGGCCUGACUCUAUUUUCAUUCCAUUGUGUCUAUAGAAUGGGGCCUGACUCUAUUUUCAUUCCAUUGUGUCUAUAGAAUGGGGCCUGACUCUAUUUUCAUUCCAUUGUGUCUAUAGAAUGGGGUCUGACUGUAUUUUCAUUCCAUUGUGUCUAUAGAAUGGGGUCUGACUGUAUUUUCAUUCCAUUGUGUCUAUAGAAUGGGGCCUGACUGUAUUUUCAUUCCAUUGUGUCUAUAGAAUGGGGUCUGACUCUAUUUUCAUUCCAUUGUGUCUAUAGAAUGGGGCCUGACUCUAUUUUCAUUCCAAUGUGUCUAUAGAAUGGGGCCUGUAGCUAUUUUCAUUCCAUUGUGUCUAUAGAAUGGGGCCUGUAGCUAUUUUCAUUCCAUUGUGUCAUAGAAUGGGGUCUGACUCUAUUUUCAUUCCAUUGUGUCUAUAGAAUGGGGUCUGACUCUAUUUUCAUUCCAUUGUAUCUAUAGAAUGGGGCCUGACUCUAUUUUCAUUCCAUUGUGUCUAUAGAAUGGGGCCUGACUCUAUUUUCAUUCCAUUGUAUCUAUAGAAUGGGGCCUGACUCUAUUUUCAUUCCAUUGUGUCUAUAGAAUGGGGCCUGUAGCUAUUUUCAUUCCAUUGUGUCUAUAGAAUGGGGCCUGUAGCUAUUUUCAUUCCAUUGUGUCAUAGAAUGGGGUCUGACUCUAUUUUCAUUCCAUUGUGUCUAUAGAAUGGGGCCUGACUCUAUUUUCAUUCCAUUGUGUCUAUAGAAUGGGGCCUGACUCUAUUUUCAUUCCAUUGUGUCUAUAGAAUGGGGUCUGACUCUA
Molecule: messenger RNA, 2428 nt
Organism: Oncorhynchus masou masou (cherry salmon)
Lineage: Eukaryota; Metazoa; Chordata; Actinopteri; Salmoniformes; Salmonidae
Product: ceramide synthase 5-like
Exons: 2
Coding region: 30-335 (101 amino acids)
Biological process (GO): ceramide biosynthetic process
Molecular function (GO): sphingosine N-acyltransferase activity
Source: RefSeq, a predicted model, not a curated record